AUGGCCCGACUGUUGCACUUCUUCACAGCGCUAUACACACUCUACUCUCUCCAAGUAAUUUUCGCCUGGACCUUCGUCUGGAGAAACGCCAGCGACACCCCUACAAUCGAGGAAGGCACCGGCGCACAGCCGUGCAAGGCAAUCAAUCAUGCGAAAGGCAAAAAUUUCAAAUUCGAUCCUGAGGACAGUCUUGUGCGGAUCUACCUGUACGGCUCACCCAAUUGCACAGAUAACCCCGGCGAGAGCGCCGAACAUGAUCUCACGCGGAGCUCGACUAGUCUGAUACGGGGGUUCGCGGUUAUUGACCUAAGAGGCGCGAAUACGAGCACUAGUGGGGCACUCGAGCCGUUCCCUGGAUCCGACUGGUUCAAGUCAUCUCCUAACAGCCCAAUCGUGACUGCCAUGGGAAAAAGACUGGUGGCGGAAAAUUGUGGGAAGUACACCGCGGGUCCGGGCCCCCAGUGGACUGAUGCGGACCGGGAGUCUUAUCAGUGUUGGCAAAAGAAGCUUGGCUACACUGGUGCGGACGCCGAUGGGUGGCCCGGGAAGACGAGUUGGGAUCAGCUCAAGGUGCCUCUAACGAAGAGCACCGGGUCUUCUACAACCACGGAGAUACCUUCGAGUACGAUUACGAGUACGGGUACGGGGACGCCUACGGGUACGGGAACACCUACGGGUACGGGAACACCUACGGGUACGUCUGCUCCGCCUACGAACGGUUCCUCGGGGUCAUCACUCGGCGGAGGUGUAAUCGCUGGCGUAGUGGUGGGCUCUGCGGUCGGGCUGGGAUUCAUCGGGGCGAUAAUCUAUUUCGUGCGACGGAUGGGGCGGCGAUCUCCGCCGGAGUCCAGAGAGGAGGCAGAGCAAGAGCCAGGGGGUGGUGGUGAUGAUGAUCAUAAGGUCGAUGAUGCUGCAGUAGCAGCAGGAGACGCAAAGUCGAUGGAGAAAUUACCAGCCGAGGCUGAAGCCAUUCCAGCAAAGAUCCAGAAACACUACGUUGCCGAGCUUCCAGGAGACACAGUGAUAGCAGAGUUGAGUGAUAGUCGGAGGAUCCUUGAGUUGGGAGACGGUCGAAAAUACCAUGAACUUAUGUAG
Molecule: messenger RNA, 1095 nt
Organism: Aspergillus udagawae
Lineage: Eukaryota; Fungi; Ascomycota; Eurotiomycetes; Eurotiales; Aspergillaceae
Exons: 1
Coding region: 1-1095 (364 amino acids)
Source: RefSeq, a predicted model, not a curated record